GUUUCCCGAGUUGGAUGAUGGUUGACAAAAUUGGCUUAUCAUCAUCCCUCCCAAAUUUAGUCAGAGUUGAUAUAGAGGGGUGUCACAGAUGCAAACAUCUUCCAUUAUUUGAGCAACUUCAUUCUCUCCAAUUUCUUCGUCUUUGGAAUAUGGAUUCUGUGGAGUACAUAAGCGACAGUAGUAGUGGCAGUGGCGGCGAGGAGUCACUCUCUUAUUCUUUACCUUUUUCUUCAUCUUCAUCCAGUGGAGGAGCAGCAACAAUAAGAUCAGAACCAACACCAAGACAAACAUUCUUCCCAUCGCUGAAAGAACUCCAUCUCUCCCAGUUGCCUAAUUUGAAGGGAUGGUGGAGGAGCGAAGCAACAGCGACAGCAACUUUACUGGACCAACAGCAACAGCAACAACAACAUUUGAAGAAGCUACCAUCAUUUCCUUCUCUUGCCAAAUUAACCAUCGGAUAUUGCCCUAAUCUGGCAUCAAUGCCUAUUCUGCAACCAUGUCUUGAAGAGCUACGUCUGCGUUGGGGUGUCAGCAAGGAGCUAGUAGAGCAACUGUUAACGAUGACAGUGUCCUCAACCCGAACAAUCUCUACGACAACAACAGAGACAGUCGCAUCAUCCUCUUCAUCUUCUUCGGUUCUUCCUCUGUCCAACUUAAAAUCUCUGUUUCUAGGGGAAAUUGAGGAUCUAGUUACUCUGCCGGUCGAGUGCAUAGGCAACCUCACAUCACUUGAACGACUUUCCAUUGAGGACUGCCCCAACUUGACAUCACUGCCUGAUGGGAUGCGUCAGCUCACUGCACUACAACAACUCACAAUUAGAUUGUGUCCCAACAUUUUAUAUGAUAGAUGCCAUAAAGAAACUGGGGAAGAUUGGCCAAACAUUGCUCACAUCCCAAAUGUUUAUAUUUCACUAUGGUAAUGACAUACAAGGAAAUGUCAAACAUUCAUAAUCGGCCAGCUUGACAAGGACAUAAUUGGAUUAGUUUUACAGCCUUCUUCUUCUUCCCAUUCAUAAUUGUGAGACAUCUUAUAUAUAUAUAUAAUUUGACCAACUUGUGAACUACUUACAUUUUUGCUGCCAUGGUAACUUAAUUGUUGAAAAAUGAACUGUCAUUCUCUUAAUUGUUAUCAACGGGCCAGUGGCCUAACGGUAUCAAUAUUUUACCUUCCAAAGGGAGGUUAGAGGUUCAAGUUUCAGAAGGGAUAAGUGUGCGUGAGUACCAAUUAGGAAAAAAAAAAAUUUGUUGGAAAAAAUUGUGUAAAAUUGCUCGAGGUAAAGAAAAAGAUCAGGAUAACUGUUUAAAUGCAGGGCUAAAUCACUUUCCUUAAAACAAUAUUUACUACAGUUUUCAUGGUAUGCAUUACCUUAUAACAACUUUACCUUUCGGAGUAGGAAGAAACAGGGUGGAAGCAGCCAAAAGGGUGAUUACAAAAACCAUCUGCAGGUAUACCCUGUAUUGGCUAUAUUUUGCAGUCGGGUAUCAUUUUAGUCUAUGCAUUCAUAUUUAUAAAUACUCUACAUACAUUUAGACUAUUAUUUAGCUUUUUUUAGGUCAUGUACUUGUGUAGCUCGUUGAAAUAUGUGAACAUUCAUAUGUCCAAACACUUCAUUAGUAGCAUCAUAUUUCUAACCAGACCCUGCAGUAGGGAGUUUUUGUUGACAAAGUUUACCAAUUUGCCUUUGGUGAUGAUAAUAUGGAGUCGAGCUCUGUGAGGUUAAGCACAUUUGAAGUGAAUUGUUUUCAACGUGAAAUAGUAAAAAAAGAAGGUUUAAUAUUUUCGUUUUAAACCAAUUCAUUCUAAUUUCGAUCCAUAACUUUUACCUAGUAUAGUAAUCUGUUUUUGCUAGUUACCGACAUUCAAUUGAUAGAGAAACACAUACUUGAAAUCAAGUAAGAUAUAAAAUAUUUCUUUCUCCAUUUCUCUUCUAAAAAUGAAUACAAAUCCUACAUCAAGCUCAUUUCUAACCCAAUCAAGAUAAUUAAUUAGCCCAAUACCAUUCAAUUGUUUCAGUGUUAAACCGAUCCAACUAAUUUUCUACAGCAAGAAAUUUCUGAAACAAUUCUCUACAGCAAUCCUGAAGAAGUUGGGUUCCUCCAAGAGAUUGGACUUGUGUCUGGUGUUAACGAUGAACUUUACAAACUUAAAAACACAAUUUUUUCUCAAGCUUAAACCAACUUGCUUUCAGUAGCAAGAUGGGUCAUGAGAUUAAGGCCAUUAGUAGAGACUAGAUGCAAUUGCACAAGACAAGAAUAAAUUUCACCUCAUUCAUUGAACGCCCUGUACAGAAUCUUAAGAGGGAGGAGAAUUAAUACAAAUCCUACAUCAACCCCAAUUAUAUAUAGAAUUAAUACAAAUCUUACAUCAACCCCAAUUCCUAGCCUAAUUAAAUAGCCCAAUACCAUUAGAUUUCCUUUCUCAGCUCUAGCCCUAACCCUAGCUGUAACUUGGGCGGGCUAACCCAACCCAAAAAUUAUAAAAUUUGGGCUUGUAAAUUCACAAAUCAGGCUCAAAUUAAAUUGAGUUUUCUCAAAACCUAGGCAUGUUGGGCUCGGGCUCAACCGAACCGAACCCAACUCAACCCAAAAUAAAAUAAAAAAAACUUAAGAAAUUUUUUUGUGGUCUUUCUUCUCUCUCCUCUCUCUUCUCUCUUCUUUCUCUCUCUUCUUUUCAUUUUCCCAUCAUUUUUUUUCUUCUUACAGGCGAAGGAGGGAGAGAAAGCGUACGUUCAAGAAACAAUAUUGUAAUAUUUUGAGGUCUCAAGCAAGAGUUCAAUAUACUGAGUGGUUUUAAAUCAUUGUUUUUUUUUUUAUUUUUUUAUUGGGGUAGGAGGUUUUUUCUUUCAGCCCACCAGGCACGGGAUAAAGGUGUAUCAAAACCCAAAUAUGGUGUUUUAGGAAUGGGAUUUUUUUUUUCGUGUCUUGAAUCUUUGUAGUCGUGCUCUCAACGAUAUUUAUCUAUGAAUAUAAAAAUUAGUGACGGAUUUAGAAAAUUUUGUGAAGAGUGGCGGCCUUUUAAUUUGUGGGUACAAAAUUAUAUAAUGGAUCCAUUUUUAUAAUUUUAAUAAAGUUUUUUUUCAAAAAUUUAAAGUAUAAAAUGAAAAAAAAAAAUUAGUGGGGUAAAUUAUAAUUCUAGUGGGGACAUCUUCAUAAAUUAUCAAAAAUUUGAAAUAUAAAAUGCUAAAACAUUUAGGGGGACAUUUUCAUAAAUUGUAAAACAUUUAGGAUAUAAAAUGAAAAUAUUAAAAAUUUAGGGGGGCUGAUGAUAAUAACACCAAUAACCAAAAAUAAAAAUAAAAAAAUAAAAAUCCAUUGGUUUGUCUGGUUAUUUUUUUUCUGCCAUUUUACUUCUUUCUUUAUUUAUAUGAAGCAAUCAAAUCCACACUUUACUACUGCUAACGGUAAUUCUUAAAAUGCCUUCCUAGUUACGGUCACUAACCAUUUGGUGCUCAUUCAGAUGGUGUUUCAUCAACCGAUAAUUUACUUGCCGAACAAGAUUUUCAAAAUUCAAAAAGAGCCAUGUCCCACAAUAUCUUUAUAAAUCAUUUCUCAAAAAAGACCCCUAGCCUACUUUGCCAUUUAUUAUUUUGGUUAAUUGUUUUUUUAUUUCAUACUAUUGUAACG
Molecule: messenger RNA, 3624 nt
Organism: Cornus florida
Lineage: Eukaryota; Viridiplantae; Streptophyta; Magnoliopsida; Cornales; Cornaceae
Product: putative disease resistance protein RGA3
Exons: 2
Coding region: 15-920 (301 amino acids)
Source: RefSeq, a predicted model, not a curated record